CCUCUUGUGCCUGCCGGCACAGAAUGUACCUUCAGUGUACAUAUGCAUCUAUGUGGGAUCACAGCAACUUUCUCACCACAAUGAAGAACUCUUGCCUUUUUUUACUGAUCGUCAUGAUGAUUGCAGAAGCCCCUGGUAACAACUGCCCAGAGCAUAAGCGGGAAAAACGAGAUCUGUUGUUGCGUUCCAAGAGAAGGUGGGUUCUUUCCACCUUUGAACUGACAGAGGAAGACGAUGGACCAUUCCCAAAAAUAUUCACGACGAUGUUUAAUGAUAAAACCAAACUGGAGAACGACAUACACAAGUUUUCUCUCUCUGGUAACGGUGUGACCGAAGCCCCCAUGGAUGUGUUCUCCAUCAAUGAAACAUCUGGGGUGGUCAUGGUCCGCAAGAAGAUCGACAGAGAGACAUACCCCAUUUUCCAUAUUAAAUUUGAUAUCCUGAACAGAGAAACUGGCAAAAGUAUUGACAAAACUCUGGGCUUUGAUGUCAACAUAAUAGACAUUAAUGACAACCCACCUAGGUUUAAAAGUGAUAUCAUGCGAGCCAAAGUGAGGGAGACCAUACAAGAAGGGUGGCUCCCAGUGUGGCUGGAAGUAGAAGACAAGGAUGAGGCGAACACCAUCAACUCUACUUUCACCAUCAGGAUUUUGUCACAGGAACCCAAAGAACCGGUGCUGAAAUUAGCGAAUACUCCAAAUUCCAAAAAGUCGCAGCUUUCCUUCGAUGGGUGCUUUGACUAUGAUAAAGUGAAGAAGUACAAGGUCAUUGUUGAGGCGAAAGACCAUGGGAAGCCACCCCUCUCCUCCACUGCUGUGAUCCAUCUGGAUAUUAUGGACGGCAACAGUCAUCUUCCCAGAUUCAAAGAGAGAGAGUACAAAGGGCAGGUUAUGGAGAUGGAGACCAACAAGGAGGUUGUGCGUGUGGGAGUUGAAGAUAAAGACACCCCUAAUACCGCCGCCUGGAGGGCCAAGUAUUUCUUCGUCAAAGGGAAUGAAGACAAAAUCUAUGAUAUUACCACUGAUCCGUUAACCAACGAGGGCAUCCUCACGGUGGUCAAGGGCAGGGAUUUUGAAAGGACAACCAACAGCACCCUGCAGAUCGGAGUGGAGAACGAGGAGGAACUGUUUGUUUGUGCGUCUAAGAAGCCCGGAUACAAAAUAGUCACCCCCAAAACGGACAUCAUCAACAUCACCGUGAAGGUCAUCGAUGUCAACGACCCCCCUAAAUUUGUCAAGAAGGUGACGGACGUGUAUCAGAGAGAGGAAGAUGAACCCGGCCAAAAACUGUUCGAACCAAAGAUCAGUGAUGACGAUUCGGACGUAGACAAAAUCCGGUAUACAAUAAUUGAAGACCUCGCAGGCUGGGCCAGCAUCGACCCCAAGACGGGCAUAGUCCAUACAGUUAAGAAGAUGGACCGAGAGUCGCCGUUUGUUGACAAAGCCAACGUUUACAAAAUCGUAGUCGCUGCCAUAGACAACGGGGAGCCCCCGGCCACUGCCAGCAGCACUAUCCUGGUCCACCUGAGGGACAUCAACGACCACCUCCCAGGGCUGGUCAACAACAGCGGGGUGAUGUGCGCUAACAAGGUCAACACGCUGACGGUUUACGCUUUUGAUUCAGACUUACCUCCAUUCAGCGGACCAUUCUCCUUCUCUCUGGGGUCGGAAGACAAGGAACUGAAUAAGAAUUGGAAAAUUGACCCUGCCACUGGGGAGGAAGCGGGGCUGGUAAUGCUGAAGAGCCUGCCCUACGGCAACUACUCUGUCCCGCUGGUCAUCAAGGACCAGCAGGGCGGGGGAGGGGCGGAGGACGUGGUGAUGGCGGUGGUCAUUUGCGACUGCGGCGGAGGGGACACAUGCCGCGGGAAGCUGCCGGCCUCGACCAACGUCGGCCCGUCAGUCAUCGGACUCGCAUGCGGUGCACUGUUACUCUUUCUGCUGCUGCUGCUCCUCUUCACGUGUGAAUGCGGCAACAAGUUCCAGAGCAUCACAAUCUCCCAGAGUGAAGGCAACCAGUCGCUCAUUAUGUACAACGAGGAGGGAGGGGGCUCUGCAUGCAAGAUGGAGCCCACCUUCCACCUCGCCCCUAUCAGCAGCCUGACAAUGAAAGAGGGGCAGAAGCAGGAAAGAGCGCAGAUGUCUCAGAUGUCUCAGAUGUCUCAGAUGUACGAGACAACCACUGAGGAGACAGACUACUACCAGAGCUCAGCACCCAGGAUGGUAAACUCCUUCCGAAGUCUGAGACAGGGGCAGCAGCGUAAUAGAGACCCAAGGGAGUCUCACAGGAGCAAUGGCGGUCAGAGCAUGUCCUCAACUUGGAAUUCCAGGAUGAUGUCCGCCAGGGCCUCCACCCUGCUCUCGGAUCAGCUCAUCGCAGAACACAUAGACACCAAGCUGUAUGAGCUAGGGGAGGUGCCUGGGGACUACCCGAUGUACAGGCCCACUGUGUUCAGCCACGAGGGCCAAGACAGCCGGGCUCAGUCGCUGGACAACCUGUCACUGGACCUGGGGGACGACCUUGAGUUUCUCAGCGAUCUGGGCCCCAAAUUCAAGACCCUGGGAGGCCUCUGUGACAAGAACUUAAAGUAGAAGAACAUACAGCUUUGAUAUGUCUGUCAAAGAAAAUGUGGCCUUUGAUGCAGCUUUUGGAAAACAGGGAUCAUCACUUUGUCACCUUGAAAGGAGAAGCAAAGGAAAAUAGAAUAUUGUGAUGAUAUUGUACUGCACAUUUCUUUGAUUAUACUGUGUGUGUAUAUAUAUAUAUAUAUAUAUAUAUAUAUAUAUAUAUAUAUAUACAGUAUAAUACAAAACAUAUAUAUAUGUUAUAUAUAUAUGUUUUUAUAUAUAUAUAACCCGCUGCUUCCGAGCGGGUUAUGCUUCUUCGGGCACUUAUAGUAUAAAGUCAUGGUGUGUGCUGCAUUUCAUUUACAAAAUCUCACAUUAUAUCCCACAUACACAACAACGUUUCAAAUAAAAUAUAACAAAGUUUGCGUGGGUCGUAACUUCAGGAUAACACCCCCCCUCCCCCCAACUCAGCCCAAAUCUCAUUGUGUCCCAAAUUAGGCUGAAACCGGGGGAUCACUUACACUUUAUCAACGUCCAUGGCCCACAUGCACUUAAGAAGUCUGGAUAGUGGUAUUUAAAAGAAUGUUACAUGUGUUUACUUUGCUUUUCGGAUGGUAUCGGUUAAGCUCUGCAAUGUUUUCUUAUUUUCUUUUUUCAUUAUGCAAAUAUUUUGAUGAUUGGUUUGAUCUUAAAUUCAACUUACUUGUAGGUUUUACAGGUUGUUGUACUGACAUGUUUUUUUCUUUAUGUUUAUGAUAAUGCUCCCUCCAGUAAGUAACUCAAAAAACAUUUAGCUACUUGUAUCAACCUGUACAGACCUUUUGUGUGCGGAAAGAUGUACACUGGGCAUAUCUUGAAAGAACUAGCGUGAUUAAAUUAAGAUUUGCAUAUAAGACUCCCUCAACAUUGCAGUUGAGGGAGAGGUUGGGCUUUGGGGAGUUGUGCUGGCAUGAAAACCAAGUCAAGUGUGAUUUCACAUGGAAAGGUUGGCUAGGCCUAUUUAGUAAUUGCUACACAUGAACCACCUAGUUAGUAGAACCUCUUUGUAGUAGAAGUAAAAGUAGUAGCUUAUGUUAACGUGUCGGUAUAGAUGUGAGUAAGAUCACAAUUAGGUCCUAAUAAUUUAUAGUAUAUGCUACACGUGAACCUCCUAAAGUGGCGCAAUUUGAUUGGUUCGCUUUCUCGGGAUAUUGUAGCCUGGCCAGACCAAGUUUAAUCGUACAUUGCACGUUCGACUUGGGAAGCUGCUGUCAUUUUCUUCAGCAGGAGAGACGUGAUCAAUGGGCCUAGUUCAAAAUACUCUGUCUGUACGCAAUUGGCUGCUUGUCGUCGCUUUCCAGUCGUCUUUGCGCACCAGGGGGAAAAGCCAUCUUGGUGAUAGGCUCCCGCAAAAACGUAUCGAACCUAGAAAAAAAUGUAUUGCUCUUGUCUAGACCCUUCUGCAGGGCAAACUAAAAUCGCUGGCAAAAUGGGCGGGGCUACCCAGUCUACGGAUAUUGGGCAAUAUAUAUAUAGAUAUUGUAUUAAUCUCAAAAUGUCCCGCGUUGUUUGCUAAUAACAAAAAUAAAAAAUCCUGGAAAAAA
Messenger RNA from Gadus morhua (Atlantic cod), 4150 nucleotides. RefSeq names its product cadherin 26, tandem duplicate 1 (gene cdh26.1). The record is from RefSeq and is a predicted model, not a curated record. Gene Ontology annotation, biological process: calcium-dependent cell-cell adhesion; multicellular organism development; adherens junction organization. Gene Ontology annotation, molecular function: calcium ion binding; cadherin binding; beta-catenin binding. The transcript is spliced from 19 exons. Gene Ontology annotation, cellular component: adherens junction; catenin complex; plasma membrane. The coding region runs from base 24 to 2591 and encodes 855 amino acids. Lineage: Eukaryota; Metazoa; Chordata; Actinopteri; Gadiformes; Gadidae.